AUGGAUCCCUCGGGCCUAGAGUCCCACCCUACCCCACAAGAGUCUGACCGCACAGACCUAGAUUUCUCUCCUGGCCAAGAUUAUUUCUCUACUAGCCAUGAGUUCGACUCUCUCUACCUAGAAUUGGACUUGGACUCUCUUAACGAAGACCUUUCUCAGCCCAUGACAGGCGCCAUGACAGGGACCUCUGCAGGCGCGUAUGAACCCCAUCCACCUACCAAACCAGAGGAUCUCACAGAGGCCGAGCAGAAAAAGCUCAGGUCCGAGCUCACUAAAUUGGAAGCUGAAAUUGUAACCCUACGCCAUGCGCUAGCAGCCAAAGAAAGACACUGCGUGGAGCUCAAGAGGAAGCUGGGCCUCACGGCCUUGGUGGGGCUGAAGCAGAAUCUGUCCACGAGCUGGCGCGAGGUUCAGGUCUCCAACGCCUACAUGAAACAAAAGACGUCAGCUGCACUGUCCACCAUGGGCUCGGCCAUCUGCAAGAAGCUUGGAGACAUGAAGAAAUCAGCCACAUUCAGAUCCUUUGAAGGUCUGGUGGGGACAAUCAAGUCCAGAGUUGCAGGUGGCAGAGAGCUUGACAAUGACUCCCUUCCUUCUUCAGCGGGGUGUGGGGAUGAUUGGCCCCCAGUUUCGGGGAAUAGAGAUGAUUCACCCCCAAUUACAGGGAGUGAGAAUGAUCCAGUUGCAGGGAGUGGAGAUGAUCUGGUUACGGGAACUGGGGAUGACCUGCUUCCCUUUCUGGAGCAGGAAUGA
This is a messenger RNA of Myotis brandtii (Brandt's bat), 753 nucleotides long. RefSeq names its product tumor protein D52-like 3 (gene TPD52L3). NCBI's taxonomy places the organism in Eukaryota, Metazoa, Chordata, Mammalia, Chiroptera, Vespertilionidae. The coding region runs from base 1 to 753 and encodes 250 amino acids. The transcript has a single exon. The record is from RefSeq and is a predicted model, not a curated record. Gene Ontology annotation, cellular component: cytoplasm.